Pungitius pungitius (ninespine stickleback) is the source of this 4186-nucleotide messenger RNA. It is a transcript of the gene znf804a, whose product is annotated as zinc finger protein 804A. Gene Ontology annotation, cellular component: nucleus. The transcript has 6 exons. The coding region runs from base 416 to 4123 and encodes 1235 amino acids. The record is from RefSeq and is a predicted model, not a curated record. Lineage: Eukaryota; Metazoa; Chordata; Actinopteri; Perciformes; Gasterosteidae.
GGAGGGGGGGGGGUGGAGAUAGUUGAGGGGAACUGCGAGGCUGAUCAAUGAGAGGCGCAGAUUUCUGCGAGAAAUUUCGACUCAGCAAGAAAGAGAAAGGGAGGGAGGGAGGGAGGAAGGGAGGGAGGGAGGAAGGGAGUCAAUGACAAGGAAAGAUUGAUGAAUGAAAGAUGGGAGCGAAACAUCUGGAGGGGGAAAUACUCAAAGGGAGAGAUAUUUAAAAGGGAGAUUCUUCUUUUAAACAGUUAGACAACGAGCAGAAGAUGAGAGCGGGAGGAAAGGAGGAGUAGAAGAGCAGGAGAGGACGAGGAGAGCCGCGGAACAAGAAGAAGAAGAAGAAGAAGAAGAAGGAAGCCGACUUUUUAUUUCUCUCUUUUUUUCUUCAAGAGUCCGGACGGAGGCUUAAGUCCACGCGAUGGCGUGCUACUACAUCGUGAUCAGCUCCACGCACCUGCGUGACGGCCAGCUGCGGAGCAUCAAGGGGGUGUUCAGAGGACCGAUAGGGGCCAGCGGACAGAGGAACACGGAGGAAGGGGACUCCAGUUUCUACUGCGAGCUUUGCGAUAAGCAAUACGUGAGGCACCAACAGUACGACAACCACAUCAACUCGCACGACCACCACCACAAGCAGCGCCUCAAGGAGCUCAAGCAGAGGGAGUUCUACAGAGCGCUGUCCUGCAGGAGGCAGAGGAGGCGCAGGGAGGAGAAGAGGGAGGAGCGAGCGCUGAGGAGGCUCCGCAAGCACGAAGAGAGGAGGACGGGAGAGUGUGCUCCCGGUUCUGGGCCCAUGUUCCGCUCCACCACGGUGGCGGUCGAACCGGCGAACCAGACCAAACCCGAAUCCGUGCAGGACUGGGACGGCGUCCAUUGCGCCGGCGCCGCUCUGGGAACAAAACUUCAGACCCAGCUGACCCGGCCCUCCCUCCCCCUCGACCCGGCACUGCGGAGCAGGCUCCUGAGUGGCGCGCAGUGGGCGUUUGCCCCGAGGGACGCCAACGAGACCCGGAUGGACUGCGGCGGCGUGACCGCAGGCGGCGCCGUCGCGCCGGACGACAGCCGCUUCGGCAAGAUGCCGUGGGCUCGCGGCUACUCGAGCCGGCCCGCCGCCGCCGCCGCCGAUGACACCCCGACGUCCGCGCGCAGCCGGCUGCGCCCCGUGUCCUUCUCGCUGCCCAAAAGGAGCUGCGUCCUCCUCCACCAGUCGGCCGCCGUCUUCGUCCAGGCCGCCCGGGGGGGCUCCGGUCCGCCGGGGAGGCAGGAAGGCGCGGCGGCGCCGGAGAGAGUCAAAGACCCGGGGGAGAAAGGCGCUGCGGACGCGGAGGCUGCGGUGGGGGCGGGUCACUCGGACACUGGGAACCAGUGCGGUGCGGACGUUGAGGCCGCGGUGAGACACCCUGAGCCGGACGCCAACACCUCCGCUGGGAGGGGGGCAGGGGGACAGCGUGGGACCGGAGCCCGGGACGCGCUGCCCGAUCGCGACGUGAUCCGAGUCGAGGGGUCGGCGAUCAGCGGGAAUGGAGCCCAGCUCCCCUUAUGCAACGGCAAUGGGACCGGAGCCCAGGUCGGCGGUGAAAGUGGGACUGGAGCUCAUCCUGAUUCAAAGCGUGGGACACCCGGACGGGUUUCUGACUCCGUCAGCACAAAUGUGGCCAAAGACUCCGCCAGCAGCCGGGUGGACACGCACAACACCCCGGAGGCUGAAGGUCAGCCAACCUCUGUUGUCCUAAACGAGCCCAAAGAAUCUUCAACCCAAACGCAUCCCAAAGAAUCCAUCUCCUCUAAAGAAUCGCCCCCGCUGCCCCCGAAUCGCCCCAAAGAGCCGUUCUGUCGCGUCCUGAGCCGGGACGGCGCGCGCGUUCUCCUCUGGCCCUCGGAGAUGGUCAGCCACACCAGGACGGCGCCCUCCGUCUCCUUCAGCAUCAACCCCUUGCUGUACGACUUCAGAGAGCACCACAACCGGGCCAAGGAAGGGGGCGAGGGAAAGAGAGGAGGACCCGAGGAAGCGAGGGAGAGGAGGAAGCCGCCUGUGAUCAAACGGCCCGAAUGCCAACAGAGGCAGCGCGUUGUGGAGGGAGGACGGGAGGUGAGGACAGAUGAAAGGGAAGAAGAGGAUGAAGGAGGACAGGCGGGAAAUCCGAUGGAACUUGUAGCCCAUUGUAGCAGCGGGGACGCCGCGGCGGACCGCUGCGGUUGCCGUGAUGAAAGCGCUCUAAAAUUUGUUCCCGUCUCAGCAGAAUGCGCGCCGACAAACGGCCUUCAAAAAGCAGGCUCGGGUGGGGGGAGGAGGAGGAGGAGGAGGAAGAGGAGGGGAGGGGUGAGGAGAGGCGCGAGGAAGAGGGGCAGGAGGAAAAAGGGAGAAGAGGCCGACCGAAAGGAGGCCGGAAGGAGGGUGACAUGUGGCGCUCCUGAGAAUCAGGCGUCUGAGGGGAGAGGAGACGAGAGGUCAAGGAGAGAGGGCGCCGAGAAAGAGGAGAGGAGGGAAAAGGCGCCAUUAAGUAAUCUUCCGGCGGGAGGGAGAGGAAGGAGGAUGAGGGGAGAGGAGAGCGGGACGCGAGGAGAUCAGGCGGAGCGAGAGGGGGCCGCCAGCAGCGCCGAGAGGCGAGCAGAGCUAUUAAGUAAUCUUCCCGUGAAUCGGUGUAAUCGCUGUAACCAGCUGUGUCUGCAGGUGAAAAGGGAGGCCGGGCAGCAAUCAGCCGCCGGGUGGGGCCGGGGGCUCACAAAGCUCCUCCGCAGGGGCGCGGCGUGCGACUCGCCGAUCAGCCCCGUCCCGGCGGAGACGCCACGCUGUCCCGCGAUCACGCCCGACCCGGCUCGGGGCGACGGAGGGGCGGGGGAGGCGCUCCGAGGUACACGGGCAGGCGGGCAGGAAGGGCGCGGGGACGAGGGGCAGAGGAGGCCGGCUCGGGGGGACGACCCCGCCCCCCGCCGGGAGGCGGCACGCCAGCUGGACAUUUGUCCCGUUCCCACAGCGCGGGAUCCGGCGAUUGGCCCGGCUGGUUUCGGGGAAACGGCGUGCGGUCAGAGACGAGCGGCCGCCGGCAAGAGGAGAGGGGGCUCGCCCGAGGGGGCCCCGAGGAGGAAGAGGCAGAGGGGAAGGAGGCAAGCGAGGAGAACGCCGUGCGCUUUGAGACAGGAGGUCGGGUGCGUCCGGGGCGCCGCCGCUGAUCCCGCUGAUGACGACGAGGGUCUCGCAGAGGCCGACGGCGCCGAGGCCGGCACGCGCGUGGACACGUGCGGCCCGCGGGCAAACGCCACGGAAGAACUCAACAACCCCUGUUACGCCGGCGAAGGCGGCGAGGCCUCGGCUGGCGAAGGGAGGAGGACGGAGUGCGGGGCCGAGGGACCUUUCGGUGACCUCCCCACCUGCGGCGCCUCGGGUGAGGACGUAAAACACGACGAGGCCCUCGAGCUGAGGCCCGAGGACCGGCCGGACGAACCGGGGGAGCCGGCUGAGGGCGCGCCCGCCCACGGCGAGGAGGCGGGGACCAAAGCGCAGGGUCGCGUUCCACACCAAAGCAACCCGUCUGAUUCAAUCGACUGCGGAACCUGCGGCGCUAUUGAUCCCGCGGACGCCGUCGCGGCCUCGGGGGACGCCGAGAGGGAGAGGAGGGUGGCGGAGGAGAGGCGGGUGGAGGAGAAGAAGCUGAAGGAGAAGCGGGUGGAGUGGGAGAAGGAGUGGGUGAGGAGAAAGGAAAGGGAGGACAGGGAGAGAAGGAAGGAGGUGGAUUUGGAACACCUCUACGCCGAGAAGAGGCCUCGCUUCCCUCGCGGCCCCCCCGCGCAGUGCCUCCCCCUGCACACCCCCCUCCUCCUCCCGCCCUCAUCCUCCUCCUCGUUCUCCUUCCGUCACACCAUCAUCCAGCACCUCUCCCUCCUCCCCCCUCCGUCGCACCUCCCCCUGCACUCGUACCCCCAUCUCCUCCCCUCCUUCGCCCCACUCACUCCUCCUCCGCCGCCCCCUCUCCAUCCCUCUUUUUACUCCUCAUCCCCCAUUCCUUUCCUGGAUGCCCCCGGUCCGUAUCCCAUGGCGACGGCGUUUCACCCCAUGCAGAGUCACCACCACCACCCGCCUCUGUUUGCCCCGCCCCACCCCCCCGUGCUGCCCUUACAGGUGUUGUUCUAGGAAAUGGACAAAUUGAAAGGGUUAUAAGAAAACAACAAAUGUGAUGUUUCUUAAAGCCAACCC